CUUCCCUACUGCUCUCUCCUUCAAGCUCUGUAGUUUCAGGAGAGAACGGAAGGCAGAGCUCGGAGCUCCACACCCUUACCCGAUAAACAUUCGAAUUGAGAAAAAAAUGUGCGGGGACGCAACAAACUGGGACGAAGAAGCGUACAGGGAGAGCAUAUUAAGGGAAAGAGAGAUCCAAACCCUAACCGUAUUCCGAACCGUUUGGGCUCCUUCCUUGAACCCUAACCCGGAAUGCGUCGUCGUCGCCUCCAGCGAUGGUUCGAUCGCUUCUUACUCCAUUUCCUCUUGCGUCUCGAAACUUCCAAUUGGUUUUUGCAGUGUUAGGGCUCAACGGUUGUUACCGGCUGAGCCCGAGGGAUUCCUUGAAGGGCACGAUGGACCUGCGUAUGAUGUGAAAUUCUAUGGCAAUGGCGAAGAUUCUUUGUUAUUAAGUUGUGGUGACGAUGGUAAAAUUAAAGGAUGGAGGUGGAAGGAAUUUACUGAAUCAGAGGUGCCUAUAACCUUUCAAGGAAAUCAUAUGAAGCCAGUGCUUGACUUGGUCAAUCCCCAACACAAAGGCCCAUGGGGUGCUCUCUCUCCAAUUCCUGAGAAUAAUGCCAUUGCUGUUGAUCCUCAGGGGGGAUCCAUUUUUUCUGCUGCUGGUGAUUCUUGUGCAUAUUGUUGGGAUGUGGAAAAGGGUGAAAUCAAAAUGGUUUUUAAGGGGCACUUAGACUAUUUGCAUUGUAUACUAGCUCGCGCCUCUUCCAAUCAGAUUAUAACAGGUUCAGAGGAUGGGACUGCACGAAUAUGGGAUUGCAAAAGUGGAAAGUGCAUUAAAGUAAUUGACCCACUGAAGGACAAGAAGUUGAAGGGGCUAUUCUCCUGUGUUAGCUGCAUUGCUCUAGAUACAAGUGAGAGCUGGUUGGCUUGUGGCAGUGGUCGAAAUUUGUCAGUCUGGAAUCUCCCUGCUUCUGAAUGCAUUUCAACUAUUUCCAACCGUGCAUCUAUACAGGAUGUAGUGUUUGAUGAUAAUCAAAUAUUAGCUGUUGGUGCAGACCCUGUACUCAACCGUUUUGAUAUGAAUGGAACGACACUUUCGCAGAUACAAUGUGCUCCUCAAUCAGCGUUUUCAGUCUCUUUGCACCCAUCUGUUAAUUCGAUUGUCGAUUCUUGUUCUGAUUACUUUUUAUGCCUUUAUGCAGUUAUGGCAGGAGCUGCACCAGAGGGAUCGCAAUUUGAUGCUCGUCAAUUUGAUAAUAAAAUGAACGACUUCCUUUCAGCUGAUGGACAGGAAGUUUUUACCUCAUGGGAUGAGGUUUAUGAUACUUUUGAUGCCAUGGGAUUGCAAGAGAAUCUUCUGAGAGGAAUUUAUGCAUACGGUUUUGAAAAACCCUCUGCAAUUCAGCAAAGAGGAAUUGUUCCCUUCUGCAAGGGACUUGAUGUGAUUCAACAGGCUCAAUCUGGGACAGGAAAGACUGCAACAUUUUGUUCUGGUAUUCUGCAACAACUUGAUUAUAGUUUGGUGGAAUGCCAGGCCUUGGUUUUGGCACCCACUAGGGAGCUAGCUCAACAGAUUGAGAAGGUUAUGCGAGCACUGGGGGACUACCUUGGUGUCAAAGUUCAUGCUUGUGUUGGUGGGACCAGUGUCCGUGAAGACCAACGCAUCUUAGCGAGUGGUGUCCAUGUUGUUGUUGGCACUCCUGGUCGUGUUUUUGAUAUGUUGCGGAGGCAGUCACUCCGUGCUGACCACAUUAAGAUGUUUGUGUUAGACGAGGCAGAUGAAAUGCUGUCACGAGGGUUCAAGGAUCAGAUCUAUGACAUUUUCCAGCUUCUGCCAGCCAAAGUUCAAGUGGGUGUCUUCUCUGCAACAAUGCCACCUGAGGCCCUUGAGAUCACCAUAAAGUUUAUGAAUAAACCUGUGAGGAUUCUUGUGAAGCGUGAUGAGCUCACGCUGGAGGGUAUAAAACAGUUUCACGUCAACAUUGAGAAGGAAGAAUGGAAGCUUGAGACACUAUGUGAUCUGUAUGAAACCUUAGCCAUUACUCAGAGUGUCAUUUUUGUGAACACUCGACGCAAGGUUGACUGGCUUACCGACAAAAUGCGAAGCAGAGACCAUACAGUCUCUGCCACGCAUGGAGAUAUGGACCAGAAUACAAGAGAUAUCAUCAUGCGUGAAUUUCGAUCUGGGUCAUCUCGUGUUCUCAUAACCACUGAUCUUCUUGCACGUGGUAUUGAUGUCCAGCAAGUCUCUCUUGUUAUAAACUAUGAUCUCCCUACGCAACCGGAGAACUACCUUCAUCGAAUUGGUCGAAGUGGACGUUUUGGAAGGAAGGGUGUUGCAAUCAACUUUGUUACGAGGGAUGAUGAAAGGAUGUUAUUUGACAUCCAGAAGUUCUAUAAUGUGGUUAUUGAGGAGCUGCCGGCGAAUGUUGCUGAUCUUCUCUGAAGAGAUUUUGCCAUCCAUUAUUAAUGAAGAUCGGAGCAAGUGGGAAGAUAUUUAGCAAGUUUAUUUGUUGUGGUUUUCCUCUCUUUUUUUUUUUUCUUCCUUUUUCCUUUCUCUUUUAGCCCCUUGUUUGCAUAUCUUGUUUUAUAGGCGUAGGCUCUUAAAUAUAAGGUGUUCGAAUAUCUAAUUAUUUAGUAAUUCUUGUACUUGCAUUUUGCAAUCUGUAAACCAUUUGGUAUUGUGGGUAAUUGUUGUUGCAAGUUGGUUA
Molecule: messenger RNA, 2690 nt
Organism: Durio zibethinus
Lineage: Eukaryota; Viridiplantae; Streptophyta; Magnoliopsida; Malvales; Malvaceae
Source: RefSeq, a predicted model, not a curated record